Messenger RNA from Colius striatus (speckled mousebird), 1988 nucleotides. RefSeq names its product golgin subfamily A member 6-like protein 7. The record is from RefSeq and is a predicted model, not a curated record. NCBI's taxonomy places the organism in Eukaryota, Metazoa, Chordata, Aves, Coliiformes, Coliidae. Bases 1 to 1731 code for a protein of 576 amino acids. The transcript is spliced from 14 exons.
AUGGCAGCGGUGAGGGAAGAACUCCGAGUGCAGGAGAUUCUGCCCCAGUGCUGUGCCACGGCCCAAAGCAGCAGCGACGAAAGACUGACCCAAGCCUCGUGGCAGCUGCAGGAGGACAUAGGCGAGCUGCAGGACAAAUGUCUGGACCUGCAGAACGGGCUGAACCAUCUCAGAGUGGAGAGCUCUGAGAUGCUGCAGGAGAUGCAUCGGCUGAAGCUGGAGGUGUCCCAGUUGGUGGCGGGGAUGGCUCAGCUGAAGAUGCAUAACAUCUGUCACGAUGUGGAUGCCAGUGUAAAGAAACAGUGGCAGGUGCAGGAGAAGCUGCCUCUGGAGAUGGAGCGGAUGAGGGUGGAGGUGGUUCAGCUGAAGAGCUGUGCUCGAGGGGAAAGCAGUGAGGAGAUGCAGCAGAGUGUGAUGGGUAUGGAGGGGCUCUCACAGCACGAGGCUGUGGCCACUGAGCCCCUGCUGUCUUUCUGCAUGCAGAAGUCCGUGCAGGAGAAGCUGGAAAGGCUGGAGCAGCUCAAAGCAGAGUACAACGCGGUCUUGACACAUCUCCAACACCAAGACCAGGAGAUGCGGCAGGUGAAGCUGGAGACAGCUCAGCUGAGCAUGGAGGUGACCCAGUUGAAGGAGUGGUAUCAGGAGCAGAAGUUGGUGGAGCAGCUCAGAGCAGCAGUGAGCUCUCAGGUGUUGCAGCAUUUCCAAAGCCAAGGCCAGGAGAUCCAGCAGCUGAGGAAUGAGACGGCCAAGCUGAGGAAUGAGACGGCCAAGCUGAGGAUUGAGACGGCCGAGCUGAGGAAUGAGACGGCCAAGCUGAGGAAUGAGACGGCCAAGCUGAGGAAUGCGAUGGCCAAGCUGAGCAUGGAGGUGACCCAGCUGAAGAUGCAUAACAUCUGUCACGAUGUGGAUGCCAGUGUAAAGAAACAGUGGCAGGUGCAGGAGAAGCUGCCUCUGGAGAUGGAGCGGAUGAGGGUGGAGGUGGUUCAGCUGAAGUACAACGCGGCCUUGACACAUCUCCAACACCGAGACCAGGAGAUGAAGCUGAAGACAGCUCAGCUGAGCAUGGAGGUGACCCAGCUGAAGCCCCUGAGCCUCUGUUUUCCUUUCCACAUGCAGGAGCGAAAUCAGGAGCUGGAGAAGUUGGUGGAGCAGCUCAGAGCAGCAGAGAACCGUGAUAGGAAACAUCAUUUAGAAAGCAACAAUGAGAAGGGAUGUCAGCUGGAGGCAAUGCAGCUGGAGAUUGAGCAGCUGAGGGUGGAGAUGGCCCAGCUGAGGGAGGAGAAUCACCACACAACAGAAAAAGAGCUGGAGCAGCUCAGAAGGAAGAACCUUUGCACAAAACAGUGCUUAGAAAUGGCCACUGAGAGGAUCCAGAAGCUGGAGAAGCAGCUGGCCAAGCCGAGGAGGCACCAAGAGAAGCAAAGCCUGGCUGAGGAAAUAGAGAACAGCAGACAGAACCGGAGCCUGGCUGAGCUGGGACUGGACAGCUCUCAGAACCACAGCGUGGAUGAGGAUAGAGAGAGCGGCACAGAGAACCACAGCCAGGCUGAGGUUGGACUGAAUGUCUCUCAGAACCACAGCCAGGCUGAGGUUGGACUGAAUGUCUCUCAGAACCACAGCCAGGCUGAGAGUAGACUGCUGAAGAGGACGGGAUAUUUUCUCUGUUAUUUUUUCUCUAUUAUUUUUUUCUCUAUUUUCUCUCUUAUGGUGUACGCAAAAAUACUUUCAUAAAUACAUUUCACACAGCAUAUAAUAUACGUUCUGAAACAAUGCAAAUAGCUUGUGGACUUUGAGUUGAGAAAAAACCCUGGAUUCCUGGCUUUCUGCAGUUAAUAGUCUCAUGAUGCUUUUCAGAAGACUGGCCUAAUAAUUUCAGUGUGGCUAAAACCUCUCUGAUUGUCUUUACACUUUUAUCUGGAUACAGAAAAGAUCUUUACUUCCUACUCAUAACCGUUUUCAUUCAGCACUAAUGCUACAUUUCUCUUUGA